AUGGUCCAGCUCACUACCCUGCUCUGCAAGGCUUACCAUGGGGGCCACUUAACCAUCCGCCUGGCCCUGGGUGGCUGUACCAACCGGCCAUUCUACCGCAUCGUGGCUGCUCACAACAAGUGUUCCAGGGAUGGCCGUUUCGUGGAGCAGCUGGGCUCCUAUGACCCACUGCCUAACAGUCAUGGGGAGAAGAUCGUUGCCCUCAAUCUGGAGAGGAUCCGGCAUUGGCUUGGCUGCGGAGCCCACCUUUCGAAGCCUGUGGAAAAGCUUCUGGGUCUUUCUGGCUUUUUCCCUCUACAUCCCAUGAUGAUCACUAGAGCUGAGAGACUACGAAGGAAACGGGCCCAAGAAGUCCUCUUAGCUUCUCAGAAGACAGAUACAGAGGCUACAGAAACAGAAGAGAGCUGA
Molecule: messenger RNA, 408 nt
Organism: Chrysochloris asiatica (Cape golden mole)
Lineage: Eukaryota; Metazoa; Chordata; Mammalia; Afrosoricida; Chrysochloridae
Gene: MRPS16
Product: mitochondrial ribosomal protein S16
Exons: 3
Coding region: 1-408 (135 amino acids)
Biological process (GO): mitochondrial translation
Cellular component (GO): ribosome; mitochondrial small ribosomal subunit
Molecular function (GO): structural constituent of ribosome
Source: RefSeq, a predicted model, not a curated record